This is a messenger RNA of Otolemur garnettii (small-eared galago), 2482 nucleotides long. It is a transcript of the gene LRIF1, whose product is annotated as ligand dependent nuclear receptor interacting factor 1. Gene Ontology annotation, molecular function: nuclear retinoic acid receptor binding. The record is from RefSeq and is a predicted model, not a curated record. Lineage: Eukaryota; Metazoa; Chordata; Mammalia; Primates; Galagidae. The transcript is spliced from 4 exons. Gene Ontology annotation, biological process: regulation of DNA-templated transcription. The coding region runs from base 130 to 2412 and encodes 760 amino acids.
UCGAACUCCUCAGAGUUGCUGCGCAGCAACUCCAGCCUUACGUUCUCUCUCUCUGGUUCUCGCCCCUUAGAGAACCUCGGCUCCACACGCUACUUUCCUGGAUGAGUUGUCCCCUCUUACCCCCCUAAAAUGUCCAAUAACCUACAGAGAGUCUUCCUGAAACCCGCAGAGGAAAAUUCAGGCAACGCCUCGCCUUGUGUUUCAGGCUGCAUGUACCAAGUAGUGCAGACGAUUGGCUUGGAUGGAAAAAAUCUUCUGCAGUUACUUCCAAUUCCUAAUUCUUCUGGGAAUCUUACACCGCUAGUUCAAUCUCCAGUCAUGUCUGAUGCUUUAAAGGGGAAUACAGGAAAACCAGUUCAAGUUACCUUUCAGACUCAGAUUUCCAGGCCUUCCACAAGUUCAUCAGUUCAAUUGCCCAUUUUUCAGCCAGCCAGUUCUUCAAACUAUUUUCUUACAAGAACAGUAGAUACAGCAGAAAAAGGUAGAGCUACUACUGUGGGCACUGAAAACUUAACUUCAUCAGUUUCUAAAGUUCAAAGUCAUGGUGUGAAAAUUGAUGGACUCACCAUGCAAACAUUUGCUGUUCCUCCCUCCUCAACACAAAAUGAUUCAUCUUAUAUUGUAAUUAAUACCCAGAGUCUUCCAAUGACUGUGAAGUCUCCAGUUUUGCCUUCUGGGCAUCAUAUACAGAUUCCAGCCCAUGCUGAAGUGAAAUCUUUACCAGCAUCAUCAUUGCCUCCUUCAGUUCAGCAAAAGAUAUUGGCAGCUGCAACCACAAGUACCUCAGGAACAGUUGAGGCAUCCCAAAUGCCAACCGUUAUUUAUGUAUCUCCUGUAAAAACAGUGAAAAAUGUAGUGACCAAGAACUUUCAAAACAUUUAUCCAAAACCUUUUACGGAAAUAGCAAAGCCGAUGAUACUAAGUACUACACAAAUUCCAAUGAAUGUUGCUACAGAGACACAAUUGAAAGGUGGUCAGCAUUCUCAGACUGCUCCAGUGAAAUGGAUUUUUCAAGAAAAUCUACAGCCUUAUACUCCAUCUCUUGUUCCUAUUAAGUCUUCAAAUAAUGUGGCUUCAAGGAUUUUAAAAACUUUCGUAGAUAGGAAGAGGUUGGGAGAUAAUACCAUAAGUAUGCCACCAUUGAGUACCAUCGGUCCUAAUGCAACACAAUCCAAAAGUAUGUCAAUUAAAGAUAAUGCUCUGGUUAUGUUUAAUGGGAAAGUCUAUCUAUUGGCUAAAAAGGGGACAGAUGUUCUGCCAUCACAAAUUGACCAACAGAAUUCUGUUUCUCCUGAUACUCCACUAAGAAAAGACACUUUACAGAUAGUGAGUCCAAAUCCAGUCACAGAAAUAUCCAAAGAGGUUGUAAAUAUUGUGUUGGCUAAAAGUAAAUCUUCCCAGAUGGAGACAAAAUCACUUUCCGAUACCCAGCUUGCUUUCAUGGCCAAUCAAAGGGCAGAGAAGAAUAAAAACAUUGAGAAAUUAUCUCCUUCUACCACAAAUCCACAUAAUAUGAAUCAAUCCAGUAACUGCUUAAAACAGAGUAAGACUUUAUUCACAAAUCCACUCUUUCCAGAUGGAUUUAGUACAGGACAAAAUGCCCCCAGAAAAGGAAAUAUCAUCCAGAGCAUAGAGAAAAUAAGUUCCUCUGUUGAUGCAACAACUAUUACUUCACAACAGUGUGUUUUCAGAGACCAAGAACCAAAGAUCCAGAAUGAAAUGGCAUCAACAUUAGAAAAAGGUACUAAAGAAAGAAACAAGAAAAUUUUGCAAGGAAGAAAUAAUAAGAUAUUGUCUCUGAAGAGUGAUGCUGAAUUUAAAAAGAUAUUUGGUCUCACUAAAGAUUUGAGAGUGUGCCUUACUCGAAUUCCUGACCAUUUGGGCUCUGGAGAAGGUUUUCAUGCCUUUAGCGGUUUGAAGAGUGAUGAUUACAAAGAUACAGAGUUUAUGGUGAAGGCAGAAGAAGGAAAACAGAGUUUUGAUAAGAAAAGAAAAGCAAAAUCCAUGAAGAAGAUGGAUCGCACAAAGAAGAGAAAAACUGAGAGUGCUCAUGACACAGUCAUAAAUGGGGAAACUAAUGUCACUAGUUACCAGCUCCAUAGUAGUGUUUUACCAACUUCAGAUGUAUCACAACAUAAUAUUCACACAAGCUGCAGCAAAAGCAGGGAAGAAAAGAAAACCGAGAUAGAACACCAUAUCCAUGAAAAGCAAGAGAAAGGCUCCUUGAAUUCGAAUGCAGCUUAUGAACAAAGCCAUUCCUUUAAUAAAAAUUAUGCUGAAGAUAUUUUUCCUACAACACCACCAGAGUUAGAAGAAACCAUUCGAGAUGAAAAAAUAAGAAGACUUAAGCAGGUGCUGAAAGAAAAAGAAGCAGCUCUUGAAGAAAUGCGUAAGAAAAUGCACCAAAAAUAAUAAAAUCUUUUACAUGUAAAGACUUCAAUUAAAUGGCUAUUUUGUUUUGUUUUUUUAAUUUCAGAAUAUU